AUGGUGCAAAGUGAAGGAGGUGAUUCGAUUUUAGACGGGAAGAAACAUGUGCGUGUUACGAAUGACAUGAAAGAUGGGGUUCUGAUUUAUCUCCACUGUCGAUCAAAGAAUGAUGAUCUUGGAGUUCAUGUUAUUGCCAAUGGAGAGUUCCAAGAAUGGAGCUUCAAAGACAACCUCGGUGACACCACUCUCUUUUGGUGUUCCAUGGAUGCAUACAACGUUCAAAUGAGUUUUGAAGUUUAUAGUGCCAAAACUGAUUCUGCAAAAUGUGAUAAACAGUGCUAUCGAAGUCUGAGGAAAGAUGGAGCAUAUUUCUAUUAUCAAUUUCAAAACAUUUGGAAGAAGGAACUGUCAUGGACUAUUCAUGAACCCCCAACUAUGCCCCCCGCUUUCUAA
This is a messenger RNA of Sphenostylis stenocarpa, 396 nucleotides long. The record is from the annotation of a GenBank genome assembly. NCBI's taxonomy places the organism in Eukaryota, Viridiplantae, Streptophyta, Magnoliopsida, Fabales, Fabaceae.